AUGGAUAUGGACUUAGUCGGCGAGAAGAGGUUGUUACAGCUCAACGAGCUUGAUGAGUUUCGAUUGCACGUGUACGAAAUUGCCAAAGUGUAUAAAGAAAAGACCAAUAUGUGGCAUGAUAAGCACAUCAAACAUCGCGAGUUUGAGCCACGUCAAGAAGUUCUCUUGUUUAAUUCGAGGUUGAAGCUUUUCCCCGAAAAUUUUAAGUCUCGAUGGGCGGGUCCUUUCAAAGUGGUUAGUGUGAAGCCUCAUGGAGCGGUGGAAUUGCGUGAUACAAGUUCAAGUGGUACAUUCUUGGUAAAUGGGCAGAGAGUAAAACAGAAUUGGGGUGGUAACAUUGCACGUCACAAGACCUCUAUGGACUUGGCCGAUGCUUGA
Messenger RNA from Nicotiana tabacum (common tobacco), 378 nucleotides. RefSeq lists its product as uncharacterized. The record is from RefSeq and is a predicted model, not a curated record. Lineage: Eukaryota; Viridiplantae; Streptophyta; Magnoliopsida; Solanales; Solanaceae.